Molecule: messenger RNA, 988 nt
Organism: Heterocephalus glaber (naked mole-rat)
Lineage: Eukaryota; Metazoa; Chordata; Mammalia; Rodentia; Bathyergidae
Source: RefSeq, a predicted model, not a curated record
GCAGUUCCAAUUAAAAUGUCAUAAGGGCAGGAAUCAUCACUUAAAUUUAAGGUACAUAUGUGAGCUCCGUCUAGCACCUAGCACAGGGCCUGGACAUGGCAGGUGUUACUGUUUCCUGAACAGAAUCGUCCAUUAUCGUCCAUUAUGUCUAAUGUAGCGUUACAGUCAGGAAGAUACAAAGACUCCAUUAUAUAGCAGUGACUCCGCAAGAUGUCAGCCUCAGUCCCUCAAGGCCAUAACUGGGCCCAACGGGUGAAGAAGGAAGAUGAAGAAGAAGAAGACCCACUGGACCAGCUCAUCUCCCGCUCUGGUUGUGCUGCAGCGCACUUUGCAGUGCAGGAGUGCAUGGCCCAGCACCAGGACUGGCGGCAGUGCCAGCCACAGGUGCAGGCAUUCAGGCAUUGCAUGAAUGAACAGCAGGCAAAGCGACGGGAGGAGCUGCAGAGGAGGAAAGAACAAGCCAGUGCCCACCACUGAGACCUCAUACCACCUGCCCCAAGAGGAUGGCUCUGCAGAAAUCAGCACCCAGAGAGAUCAUGGGAGGAAGAAGUCCUGAAGUAUGAGCCAGGAGGUGUAAAACUUGCAAAUAGUCUUUGGGACUAGACUUGAGAAUCACACAUGAGGACUUUGGAUGACUCAUAAAGACCUGUCAUAUUUUAAUGGUCAGAUAUCCCACAUCCUCACCCAUCUUGUUCCACCAAUAUUUGCCAUGGAAAACAAAGAGUGGUAUAGGGUGUGCUCCCCACCCCACUUCUUGGGUCAGUGUGUAAGAACUGAGAUGAUAAGGACAUUUUAAUUUUAUAAGCAAAUUCACAACCUAAUCAGGUCUGUCUCUUCAGUUGUGGGUUCAACAACAGCAAGUUUUCCUAAAGGAUUGUGUUGGAGCUAAUGUGAAGAAUAAUGUGACCUGUGCCUUCAUGUCGCUUGGGGUCUAGUUUGAGGGAUGGAAAUAAAUCAACACUGGAACAACUAACUUCAUUUCAAACAA